Protobothrops mucrosquamatus (brown spotted pit viper) is the source of this 599-nucleotide messenger RNA. It is a transcript of the gene TTC27, whose product is annotated as tetratricopeptide repeat domain 27. The record is from RefSeq and is a predicted model, not a curated record. Lineage: Eukaryota; Metazoa; Chordata; Lepidosauria; Squamata; Viperidae. The transcript has 5 exons. Bases 1 to 585 code for a protein of 194 amino acids.
AUGAGACAAAGUGUGGUGUUCCUCCUUGGUGUAGGGAGCUUACAGCUGUUUGCACAGAGCAACUGGACUGGACCUCCUACUGACUUAGAGCCUCAGGAUUUUCUUCCACCUGAAAUAUUGCAACAGUAUAAUGAGACCAGUGCCUUGUCAACUUCUAUCUUAGGGAUGCUGGUUCUAGAUGGUGAAUCAAUAUACAGCUUGACUACCCACCCUAUCUUGUUGAUGCUGGCUAGAGUCAUCCUUGUGAAUUCCAGAAAUAAGCUAGAAGCUAUUCAGACAUUGCCCUGGUGGACACUACGAUGUAUUAAUCUCCACCAGCAGCUGCUAGAAGAAAAGUCACCUGAACUCUUUGCUGUUGCCCAGGCCUGUAUACAACAAGUUUUUGAAAUUGAGACUUUGUUCAACGAUGAUGAAUGUUGGCAACUUGCUGUUCAAUUUCAUCUAGAAUGUGCUUACACAUUUUUGAAUUAUUACGAGUAUAAAAAAGCCAAAGAACAUUUCCUUGCAGCUAAAGACAUAACUAAGUUACAGAUUGAGUUGACAGGUAUGUUCUUUUCCAAGUUCUUGAAUAUUAAUCUGUAUUAAUAUUAAUACACCAA